AUGAAUAAAUUAUUAUUACUUGCUAUUUUCUUAGGCUUAGCUGGAUUUUGCACUGCUACUAUAACUUGUGGUACCAACGCAAUUUCUCCAGACGGUACCAACUGUUAUUGCUAACAUGGAUUUUAUGGUACUGAUGCUUCAUAAGGUUAAACAUGCUAAUUAUGCCCUAAUAACACUACAACUACUUCUGGUACAACUAACACCGGUCCUAGUAUUAAUGUAGGAGCUUGCAAUUAAUGCAUUAGUGGUUUCUAUGUUACUGCUGUUGCUAAUGCUGCUAGUCCCGGAACUGCUGUUUAAUGUUAAUAGUGUCCUGCUAACUCUAACACUUCUUCAGCUAUGACAGCUCUUGGCUUUUGUACUUGUUAUGAUCCUAAUGCUGCCCCCUUAAGCUCAUCAGUUAUUACUUGCACUUGCAAAAGUGGAUAUAAGGGUACUCCCACUACAACUGCAGGAAGUCCUUCAACAUGUGUUGCAAACUCUGUUAUUCUUAGCAUUUUUGCAGCUUUAUUAUCUUUAGUUUUCCUUUUUUGA
Tetrahymena thermophila SB210 is the source of this 534-nucleotide messenger RNA. Its product is annotated as transmembrane protein, putative. The transcript has a single exon. Lineage: Eukaryota; Ciliophora; Oligohymenophorea; Hymenostomatida; Tetrahymenidae. The record is from RefSeq and is a predicted model, not a curated record.